Molecule: messenger RNA, 2658 nt
Organism: Exophiala dermatitidis NIH/UT8656
Lineage: Eukaryota; Fungi; Ascomycota; Eurotiomycetes; Chaetothyriales; Herpotrichiellaceae
Exons: 2
Coding region: 719-2281 (520 amino acids)
Cellular component (GO): membrane
Source: RefSeq, a predicted model, not a curated record
UGACAGAUCAUUCAGGUUUUACUGCAUAGCACUCUCCCGAAGUCCUUAAAAUUCGAGGUGUCUUCCUAUUGUGCUGUUCCCCGAAAGGUUGACCAUCAGACGCCUCAAGAUGCGAUCAAGCAGGUCGCUGGCUUUUCUGCUCCAUGCCGGCCCUCUCGCGGUGAGCUUGUUUACGGUAUCGGGCCUCGGUGUUACAAACAUGGCCAUUGAAUCUCGAUCUUGCCCGAUGUCUACGGUAUCUGGUGAAAGUCAAGCAUCAACUUCCUUGUACAAGCCCAUUCUCUGGUGAAUAUUUGCAGCAACAACGCUGUCCGCCCGGAUGCAUUCUGUCGAGGCCAUCAUCCCUGACCUGCGGCUUGACAUGACAUCAUGAUCGUUCCGUGUCUUGGACAGGGAUAUCGGAGAGCCGUUCAGCACAGGCUUUGACUCAAUAAUGGCAGUCCAUGCAAGCCAGCGUGGUAAGGUGGUAACGAGCAUGCGGUUUGAGACGACGGACUCGCCCUUUAUUCCGUGCGCGUCAUAGAAGCGAUACAAGGCGAAUAUGCAUACUUUCGACAUCGAAUUUCAAGCCGGCGUUGUCGGGCAGCAUGUAAGUUGCAAGGAUUCAUGUUUUCUUUUUCCCGCCUUCAAAGUUUCGAGGUGUUAGCACUUUAAAUUUUCCUGUUCCCGCGAGUGCAAACCAGUCGCAGAAACGUGGGAUUGUGACAACAACGCCUCGAUGCCCCGAAACAGCUCCGAAGACACACUGGAAGCGGAGAACGAGCGACAAUCGGGCCUGCCACAGAAGACCGAGGAAGACGAGCAGCAUGACGGCAACAAUGGAGACAGUUACGAACAAGACCAACACCAGGAGUCUUCAGGUGCCAGAUGCGAUGAGGAGAAGAAUGGUCUCGACCUCCCUCCUCUGCCCGUUGGCCUGCUCGAUCCGUCGCUGAGACACGUUUUCAAGGAGGUGGCAGUCAAAUGGGCCGCGACGGUGCUGAUCCUGUUCAGCUUCAUCCUCUGCAUCCUGUCACUAUACUGGGCGGUUCUUUUCCACGUGAACGAGAACAUGUCGGCGUUAACCGUGGCAGUGGUGAAUUUUGACGCACGAGUUGCGCCUUACAACAAUUCAGCCUUAUCAGCAGCGCCAAGUGUAGGACAGACGGUUGAACGAUUCGCACAGGGGCAAGCUAUGAUCCACAGCGGCGUUCUAGGAUACACGGUGCAAGAUGCGGACAUUAUGUACCACGGCGACCCGAUGGCAGUGCGACAAGCCGUCUACGACUACAAGGUGUGGGCAGCGAUCAUCGUCAACACCAAUGCAUCAACAAUACUACAAGAGGCUGUUAGGAUUGGCAACACGAGCUACGACCCCCUUGGAGCCGGGCAGAUGAUUAUCAACUCUGCGCGCGACGAGACCACCUAUUACAACUACAUCCUACCACAACUCUACCAGUUUCAAACCGACGUGGCCGCCAUUUUUGGGCCUGAAUGGAUUCGCAGCGUCUUGUCCAACUCUUCCCUCGAUGCAGCGACAUACGGCCGUGCUCCGCAAGCGUUAAACCCAGCCAUUGGGUUCUCCAUGUUUGAUCUCCGACCUUUCAAUCCUCCCCAGGCCACGCCCGCGGUAACAAUCGGACUGAUCUAUUUGAUCAUCAUUGCUUUUUUCUCGUUUUCUUUCUUUCUUCCAGUCUACACUAAGUUUCUGAUCCCAAAGGGUCAUCCACCGCUGCAUUUCUACCAAUUGAUCAUGUUUCGGCUCUUGGCCACAACCACGGCGUAUUUAUUCAUGUCACUGGCCUAUUCGUUGGUGUCGCUGGCGUUUCAGAUCCCAUUUUCAAACACAUACCCUCACAACGACCUCACCACAGCCAACAACCCGGAUGCGUACGGCAAGGCAACUUUUGUUGUCUACUGGAUGUUGAAUUGGGUCGGCAUGUAUGCUUUGGGUCUGGCUUCGGAGAAUGUCACCAUGAUUAUUGGCCAGCCUUGGACUGCUCUCUGGCUCAUCUUCUGGGUCAUCACCAACGUAUCGACAUCGUUCUACGCCAUCCCAUUAUCGCCCGGAUUCUUCAAGUUCGGUUACGCCUGGCCACUCUACCACAUCGUCAACGGCAGUCGGACUUUACUUUUCGACACACACAGCCGUAUCGGGCUUAACUUUGGUGUCCUGUUCGCCUGGUGUGCAGUCAACACUUUGCUGUUUCCUCCGUGUUGUGUCUUUAUGCGCUGGAAGACGAACAAGGAGCUGGCUAGACGAGUUCCAAGAAGGACAAUCAAGUAUCUAGUAGAUGGGUAGAUUGUACACUACUAGACCUUGUCAAUGGGACUGGGUGGUAGUGCUAGUAGGAUAGACACCAUUCCUCCAUCUCCGUAUCGUAGGUACCGAGAGUGUAGUCUGCAGGUGUAGUGUACCAGUACUCGAAAAAUCACUGGGUACGUUUCGUUGGUUGAACUUUGUUCUGGAGAUGAGAUGUAUGUAUGUGCGUGAGGUAGGCUACCUGCGCGGUGUAGUCCUCGGGGCGUCACGUCCCUGUUUAGUGCAGUGGUACAAUAAUAGGUAGUCAUACUUCGAGUCUGGUGUUCCGGUCAUGCAAAAUAUUGUAACGACUGAGUAGUAAUACUGGUCUGGAACUUGAAUCUACCUAGGUACCUACCAGCAGCGGUUCGGUUCAC